Molecule: messenger RNA, 3821 nt
Organism: Spirodela intermedia
Lineage: Eukaryota; Viridiplantae; Streptophyta; Magnoliopsida; Alismatales; Araceae
Source: the annotation of a GenBank genome assembly
AUGUGGAGGCAGGGGGCUAGGGCAGGCUGGAGGAGGUUCCGGUGCUCCACCGCUGCCCGCCACCGGCCGGAGGAUGCUGGGGAUUGGGCGUUCUCUCCAGAGUGGUGGGAACCGGAAUCAGGAGGUGUCACCGUGUUCCGGGAACAAUCCGGCCAUGGAAAUGGCGUCGUAUCGGUGAUCGCGCAUCAUUCUUCGAGACCGGUGAACUUUCUACCCCCCUUCUCGACCUCUUCCUCCUUUACAAUGUCCAGCUCUCAUUAGCCCUUUCUCGUGAUUUUUUCUUCUUGUUGAUCGAGUAAAGGUGACUGUGCGGGCGACGGUAUCAUCUGAUUUAAGAGGGAAAUUAUUGUAUCGGUUGCUUUUUGGUUCAUUUGCUUCGAUAGUCAUAUGGCAAUCUUUAUGAUUCAAUGCUUGGCACUAACCUUCUCUGUCGAUUUUCCACGAGUACCCUGGAAUGAAAAUAAAAGAGGUUGUGGCUUCCUCGUAUGCAAUUUUUUGGGGAAUAAAAGUUGGUUCACUGGUUAAGCUUCCUCAUAUUUUUCAUAUACGCAUUUGCGCUUCUACGUAUGGACUUAAAUCAACAAGACGAAUCUUAAUUUCAGAUUAAACCGAGCAAUCAUUAACCACUUGUACAGAUUCCGCCCUUUUCUGAUUUGGGCGAGAGGGGUAUCGCGAUAGGCGUCCAAAUCACCACAUGCUGAUCAAAAACUCUUGAUUUGGGUCCCAAAUUCAAGACUCUUUAGACGAAUGAAGCAAUAAAGUAGGCUAGUGUUUAACAGACAUCGAAACUGUGUCUUUGGAGUUCAGCAGAUGUCUUCUAGAGGGUGAUUUAGAGUAAACUAGUUUGUUGACAACCAAUCAUCUCGAAAAGUGUUUAUGUUCUCAGUGAACAACCAAUCAUCUCGAAGAUUAACGUCUGGACAUCUCAACUGUAAGAAGAAUGCUAUUAAGGCUAUGUGCAUAGCAUCUUUAAGAAGAAUGGGAUUAUUAGUCCAUGCAAAAUCUGGAGAUACUCUGAGUCAUUAUGCAACAAAUAUCUUGAGGGUUUGGCUUAAUUUCGGAGUAUGUAUCAGGGGAAGAAUAGUAAGUCUAACUUGGCACAUUUUUUCAAUGUUUGUUCCCAUGAAUUCAGCAACACACCUUCAUUAACCCCCUGAAUAUGUUUAUCUUUGUGUCUGAGUUCCACAUCUUCACUUCGAGUGCCUCGGUCUCUAUGCGAAUGAACCUUUGGAAUUAACUUGCUUUUGGCAUAUGCUGGAUUUAUUUUGGCAAAUAUUUGACUGUCUCUCAUUCAGUCUGCUGAUUGAAGGUUUGCGUUUAUUAAGAAAGCUAUCAAGAUAAAUUUAGAGAGGAAAAAUGUUAUAGUGACGAAUUGGUACCCUCCUGAUCCCUUCCCAUUGACCGCAAUUUUCAUUUUCAACGCUAUGUCUGAGGUGGGUGUCAUGGAUGUAGUCAUCUGUUCAUGAAUGUAUUAAUGUCUGCCCGUUUGCAGAUUUGAUGGCCUAACAAUGUUUGGAAUGUAUCAAGGUCAGUUGAUCCAUUCACCUUGGCUGAUUUUAGUUUAAGCUCUUACAAUGUUUUUCUCUAAUCCCACGUGAAAUCGCGGAAUUGCUACCAGUAGGUAAUAUUGCGUGUAAUAUUACAGAUUCGAUUGGAACAUAGACCUUAUAGAUCUGCAUCGUCUCAUGUUGGUGCGUUAGUUAGUUAUUAGGCUUUAUCUUGAAUUGUCCCCCUCCCUUUCAAUAUCAUAGGGAGGGGGUUAUGAGUUUGAACCUAAUUUUCCCCCUUUGAUUUUGACGGUAUCAGUUAAAAAAAACAAAGAAAAAAAAGAAAAAAAAAAGAGUAAAGAGACAUUGAUUGUGAUACUAAAAAGUAGGUCAGCUUCCCAUUUGCCACAAUGUUGGCAUUGUAAAAAUAGAAGAAAACGUACUAUUUUGAUCUGUUACUGGUAAAGUAAGUACAGAGCGUCCCUUUGUUUUGUUUCUUGCAGACCUCAGAUCAAUGGCCAGAAAUAGAGAGAGGGCUUCAACGAAGGUAUGCAAAGAUACAUCCGGAAUCAGAUCCAGGUGGGGAGUUCAGAAUACUUGGUUAUCAAUGGCGAGUGCUACGUUUCAACGAUAACACUCGCCAAAGCACGACUAAAGUCGUGUCAGCUUACAGAAAAUCGGACCCGGGCUCGCUCUAUUUGAUGCAGGAGCCCAAUUGUCUGGCUGUUCCAUGUAAGUCUCUUUCCCUUUUUUUUCUUCAUCUCCUCAAGAACUCCGCGAUGUCAAUUGGAUAUAAGUCUAUAACUUAAUCUUUUAUUGGGACAAAGAUCGAGCAGAUCGAGAAGUUGAUGUACAGCUGCAUACCCAGUAGUGAUAAUGAACAACUUAUGAAUUUCAUAGUAGUCUUAGAUCGAUAAUAUUAUGUAAUCUAAAAUUAGAUAACAUAAAAGAAAAAAAAUCUCAGGCCAAAAGUCCUGUCUGUUAGUUAUUUAUUCCCUUUUUAAAGGUUUAGUAUUUGAUACAUGUCCGUGUAUUGCCUCUCUAUCUCACAAAAGGCCAAAAAUCUUCUCGCAGAAAGUUGACCUGAUUUUCUUCCUUUUUUCUGCAACUUGGUGUAUCAAUGGACUCUAGACACUGUUGUUCUUAUCAUGCUCUAACGGUAGCCCCUAACCCAGAAAGCUCUGCCUUUUUUUCAGUGGUGAUUUUUUUUUAUUUUUGGUUUAAGUUUUAUGAAAAACAUGCUCAUGCACACCACUGGGGUUGACCAGAAUUUAUUUUUCCCCCUUGGGGAAGGAGGAAUGGAUGGAUCAUCCCUGUACUAUACAGAACUUGUCUAUAAAUUUUGAUGAUGUAAGAUAUGGUUUGAAUUGGUUCGUUUAGUAUCGUUGACUUCGGCUGUUCAUUAGUUGAUUAAAUUUUCCAAAAAUGGUAUUCGCUUCUGCAGAUCUCAAGAGUAUGCUAUCAGCCGGAUUGUCAACUCUGACAUCUCUUGGUUUUGACCUCCUCGGCGCCGUUUCUGGGAGUAAAGUCAUGAGGGUAUUGUGCAUUGGCCAUGGCGGCGGAACCCUGCCCCUAUUCUUGGCCAGCAAAUUCCAAGGUCAGAAUGCGAACCCACCACCCCCUUCAUUCCUCCGGGUUCUGUGAUCUAGAGGUCAACCAUGAUUUUCAGGCGCAGUCGUUCACGUCGUCGAGAUCGACCCAGUCGUGGUGACGGCGUCGAUUCAGGCGAUGGGCUUCCCCGCCUGCGCCGUCGAGGACCUCGCCGGCGGCGGCUCCUUCCGGCUGAUCGAUUCCCCCAACCAGGACCUGUGGCGGGAGGUCCCCGGCAGGCUAUCCCUUUUCAUAUCGGACGCCGACGACUUCCUCCUCGCCGGCGGCGAGCCCUACGACCUGGUGGCCGUCGACGCCUACGACGGCGACGACGUCUUCCCCAACAAGCUCUGGGAUCCCGACGGCGCCUUCCUGAGAUCUCUCUCCGGCCGGCUCCACCCCGACCACGGCACCGUCGUCGUCAACCUCCACGCCGACUCGGACGUCUUCUCCGGGGAGGGCGGCGACGGCGCCGCCGCUUUCGCCGGCGGGAUCCUGCCGAUGGGAAGGUACGUCUCGCAGGUCUGCCGGGCGUACAGGAGCCGCGUGGGGAUGGCCUUCAAGGUCUCGGUUCCGUGGCUCUGCAACAUCUCGCUGGUGGCGUGUCGCCGCCGCGGGGGUUCCCCGGCGAGAAAUGCUCUCGUCGGCUCCCUCAUCGCCGGCGGCGACCGCGUAGAGCUCGCCUUGGAUCUGCCGUUCCCCUGCGUGGAGUACCUCAAGCGAGGCUUCGCCCUGAUCGAUUGA